AUGGAGCCGCCUCAGCGGGCUGGCGACCCCUCGUCUUCCUGUGGCGGUCCUGAACAAACGGAUGUGGCAGAAUCUUCAACUUCGGCAACAUCAGGGCUACUCGCUGGACCGAGUGACGUGUUCUCCGCGCCGGCGCGGACCCUCUUUUCAGAAGGCCCACGAGGUGGUUCACAGGGCGCCCCGGACAGUGUUGCACCCUCCCCCUUUGCAUACCAGCAAGGGAGUGAAACGGUAGCCAACGCUCCUGGACUGGACGCCGGCCGGACCGCGAUCGCAUCGGAUGCGUCGGCGCUCUUGCACACUUCUUCCUCAGGGCAUCGCUACCAUGAGGGGAUCAAGAGUGCUCGACCGACAGCCUCGUCGCUGCAGCAAGCUUCCCGGCACUCAAACCUGUUGCGGGUGCGCCGUUCCGACCGGGAUAAGGCUGUUGCGUCGCGAAGACGGCAGUUCAUGCCUCUGGAAGCUCCGCCUCUUCCUCAGCCGCUGAGCCCCAUUGUUCAGCAGCUACAAGGCCUUCUUCCCAUCCCUCCGUUUGCCACUGGCGGGGAAGGCGCUCGCCCCUUGCCGGUACACGAGGAAGUGCUGCGCCUGAUGAAGCUCCUUCACGAACUGAUGGCGUGCUUCCCAGGACUCGUAGAGGAGAAUCCGAGUGCACUUCCAUCCGGACCACCUCAUUUGGCCCCCCGUUUGGAUCCUGGGAACGAACCGCGGAGCUGUAUGGGCCCUGUGCUCAUGGCUUCUCUUGUUCAACCGAUACGCGAGAUUGUUGCAGUAGCCGUAGAAGCGGCGACAUUCUCUCUGGACAGGAGAGGAGAGAUGUGUUCUCCGUUAGUUCUAGAAUUUGCUCUGCGCCUGCUCCAGCAUGCCUGUGGCUGCAUCGCAGCUACAGUCGCAGCACAGCCGUUGCCCGAUGUGGCUGUUCAGUGUUGGCUGCCGCUUCUCUUCUCGGUGUUUCGGCGGCUGCGCGGAGCCAUCGAAGCCGCAGGUCCUCCAGAGCGCCUGCCCGGAUCAGUCCAUCCUUUGGUCCCUCGUUUGCGUCAGAUUCAACACGAAGUGGUCUACGCCUUGGGGAACAUUGCGGCGGACUUGGAGGGUGGAGUACUCGAACAGGGUGGAGUCGUGGUAGCUCUGGAAACUAUGCAGGACGCACUUCUCCAGCUCGAUUCCCAAGCUUCGGCUCUCGAGCCCGCUUCUUGUGGCUCCACGGCAUCCGCCACUCCGGGCGACUCUCCUGCGCUCCAUCUUCGCACCGGCGGCUGGCUGCUGGGGAAUCUUCUCCAGCUGCCGCGCUCCACUCCGGCAAUUCUUGACGACAUGCUAGGGCGCCGGCAGCUCGCGACUCAUGGAGACGCAGGCGAAGGAGCUACCGCGGGACUUCGUCUGGGGGGGCUGCAGGUGCUGCACGCGCUGCUAAGACUUGAAGUGGAGCACCAGCAUGCGGCGCUUCGGUUGCCUGCAAACGACGACCGGCGCGCAGCUGUUGCAGAGGGGCUCUGGUCUCUGCUGCUCUUUCUGGAAGCCGUUUUGCGCGGCCCCGUGGUCCCCGCUGUGGAUCCUCACCAUCGAUCCAAGGCGGCCAUGCAGCGCACGCUAGACCAUUCCGGCGCAGGGGCUGCAGCGGCCGCAGCCGAAGAGGAAACUGCCAAGACACUGGAACUUGUUGCCCCCGAGAUUGUCAGUCUUCUGAUUCGCCUGGUUUUCGAGGCGUUUCAAGGGGCUGAGACGUGGAGAACAAGACGACGAGCGGCCGCCAUGCAAGGCACCAACCAGGCGUUGUUCUCGGGGGGAAUCGACAGCACCUUCGCUUUCGGGGCAAAGGGAGGGAGCAUGGACUCGCCGGCAGCGGAACGCGCUCAGGCGGGCACCGUCCCCCGCUUUGGGGCUGGCGGGCCCUUAGAUGUGACCACCUCCGAAUUGGUGGGCGACAGGGGCGACGGCGUGACUGACAGGCUCGCGCGGUUCAACGAGAACGGCGCGGAUAUUCUCAUCCCGGCUCUGAAAAUCCUCGCUCCCUGCACAUUUCUUGCCCUCAAGCCAGAGCCGUUCGUGGCGGAGCCCGCGGUGGAACAAACGGAUUACGUCGUCCCCUUAAUUCGCGGUUUGGCUGAGAUUCUGCACUCAGCGGAGCCAGUCGAUAUUCGCAGGGAAGCGGCGGUGUCUCUUCUGCACGUGGGCUUGAACCACGGAAAGAAACACCUCAGCGAGGUCGUCCACGCGGAGCCGUCGGUCAUUCAAGGGAUGCUCGACAUUCUCGAACAAAACAAAUACGACAGGGCAUGCGUCAUAACGGCACUCGACUUUUUGAAUGGCGUCCUCGAGAGCCAACCCACUGGUCGAGUCGAAGUCUACCGUCGAGACGGGAUUGCGAAGAUCGAAUCUGCACAGUUUCUUCACGAUCAAGCUAUCGACAACUUCAUCUCCUGGAUGGUGUCACAUUACUUUGAUGACUUCAACGAAGCUGAGGGAGACGAUGAAGCUAUUGAGCGUAUCGUUGCAGAAGAGGAUGCACUCGCAGCCCAGCUGUCGGACUUAUCAAAGGGGACGUAG
Neospora caninum is the source of this 2547-nucleotide messenger RNA. RefSeq lists its product as hypothetical. The transcript has 7 exons. The coding region runs from base 1 to 2547 and encodes 848 amino acids. The record is from RefSeq and is a predicted model, not a curated record. Lineage: Eukaryota; Apicomplexa; Conoidasida; Eucoccidiorida; Sarcocystidae.